This is a messenger RNA of Durio zibethinus, 1076 nucleotides long. RefSeq lists its product as uncharacterized. The record is from RefSeq and is a predicted model, not a curated record. NCBI's taxonomy places the organism in Eukaryota, Viridiplantae, Streptophyta, Magnoliopsida, Malvales, Malvaceae.
GGUACUUUAAAUUUCAAACCUAUUAAUUUGAACUAGACAACAUUGAAGACCGAAAGGGUUAUAAGAAAUCUUUACAAAAAAUCUUGUCAAAAAAUCGCCACCCAUCUUAGACUUUUAGCAGAUCGAAGGUCAUAUGGGCAACUUACUUUUCCAAGUUUAAUGACUCGUCAAAGCUGGAAACAAUUUCAAUGAUGGGGGAAGCUUCCAGCAAUAUUUCACUGGAGACAAAACAUGUUAGAAUGGUAAUACAGCAAUUUCUAUAUAAACGUUUAACCAUCAAUAAUUCACACCAGCAACACCAUCACAGAAAGCCCAUGGCUCACCAAGUUUUCUUCCUUGUUUCACUGCUAGCAUUAGCAACCCUACAUGGCAUGGAAGCAGUCGAUUACGUUGUUAGCAACCAGGCUGCUACAACUCCUGGAGGCAUCGUAUUUGACAACCAGCUUGGAGUAGAAUACACCCGACAACAAAUGGAAUUGGCCUCACAAUUCAUCUGGGAUCUCUUCCAACAAACCGAUCCGGCUGACAGGAAGAACAAUAUUCCAACCGUAAGCCUUUUUGUCGUCGAUAAUUUGCCUCCGGAAGUUCCCGCAGCUACAAGCAACAAUGUGAUUUAUGUAAGCGAUAAACAUAUCCAAGCUUUUAGCGGCGAUCAACUGAAGCCGGAAUUCAAUGGGGUGCUUUACCAUGAGAUGACUCACGUAUGGCAAUGGAACGGGAAUGGGCAACAAGACCAGACUCUUGGAGGAUUGAUUGAAGGGAUUGCAGAUUUUGUAAGGCUGAAGGCUAAUUACAUUCCAAGUGGAUGGGCACAGCCAGGGCAAGGCAAUAAUUGGUACGACGGGUACUCUGUUACGGCCAGGUUUUUGGAGUAUUGUGAAGGUCUUAGAACUGGAUUUGUAGCAGAGCUUAACAAGAAGAUGAGAGAUGGUUACAGUACUGACUUCUUUUUUCAGCUACUUGGCAAGACUGUUGAUCAGUUGUGGAGCGACUACAAGAACCAGCCAAGGAAUUAGACAUAUCAUAGCUAUAGCAAGCAGCCCAUGGUUAAGCCUUUAUUUAUCCAAAAAAAAAAA